Pectinophora gossypiella (pink bollworm) is the source of this 9593-nucleotide messenger RNA. Its product is annotated as STE20/SPS1-related proline-alanine-rich protein kinase-like. Gene Ontology annotation, molecular function: ATP binding; protein serine/threonine kinase activity. The coding region runs from base 90 to 1901 and encodes 603 amino acids. The record is from RefSeq and is a predicted model, not a curated record. Gene Ontology annotation, biological process: protein phosphorylation. NCBI's taxonomy places the organism in Eukaryota, Metazoa, Arthropoda, Insecta, Lepidoptera, Gelechiidae. The transcript has 14 exons.
UUUUGUUGUUCAGUUCAGUCACAUAUUCAAUUAAUUAUUGUGUAGGUCACUACAACCUAUAUUACAUAUAGUGAUAUUGUCAUAGAUUUAUGAGAAGAAAGAAAAACGGCAUGUCAGCUGAAUUCAAGAGCAAUGUGCCGCUAUUUUUUAAAGGGCCGCGGGGGUUGGAGGUUCGUCGGAAACAUCGAGGUACCUUCAGAUUGGAACCAAUAUCAGAGAAAGGAGCGCCCUUCAAAAAUGGCACUAGCAGCAAUACGCGCGGCGAUGCGAUUUCAGCUGGAGUCACAGGAAUUUUUAGACAGAAAUCGUUUGGUGCAUGUGAUCAUCGUCAAAUAACAGCAUUGUCGUCAUAUGCGCGGGCCGCACGCGUAUCGAUAGGCACGGCCGCAGUUGGUAUUGGAAAUUUAUUCACUCGCAAAAUGGCCGCCAGUGUAAAUUCAUCCUGUCCGUGGCCGAAUAGUCAAGAUGAUUACGACUUACGGGACGUUAUUGGCGUGGGAGCAACAGCAGUUGUGUAUGGGGCUUAUUGUAAGCCUAGAGAAGAGAAAUGUGCUAUUAAAAGAAUUAAUCUGGAAAAAUGGAAUACAUCUAUGGACGAAUUACUCAAGGAAAUACAGGUAAUGUCCAGCUGCAACCAUGAGAAUGUGGUGACAUACUAUACUAGUUUUGUUGUAAAUGAUGAAUUAUGGCUAGUGCUGAGGCUACUUGAAGGUGGCAGCCUAUUAGAUGUUAUAAAACAUAAAAUGAAGGUGACAAACUGCAAGCAUGGUGUAUUUGAUGAGUCAACAAUUGCUACAGUGCUGAAGGAAGUGUUAAAAGGACUCGAAUACUUUCAUAGUAACGGACAAAUGCACAGGGAUAUAAAGGCUGGUAAUAUUUUAUUAGGAGAGGAUGGGACUGUGCAGAUAGCAGAUUUUGGAGUAUCAGCUUGGCUAGCGACAGGCAGGGACAUGUCUAGACAAAAAGUUAGACAUACUUUUGUUGGUACGCCUUGUUGGAUGGCGCCUGAAGUUAUGGAACAGGAUCAUGGAUAUGACUUCAAAGCAGAUAUCUGGUCAUUUGGUAUAACUGCCAUAGAAAUGGCGACAGGGACAGCGCCGUAUCACAAGUACCCACCGAUGAAAGUGCUAAUGCUGACUUUGCAGAAUGACCCUCCUAACUUGGACACAGGCGCCGAUGAAAAAGAGCAGUACAAAGCAUACGGAAAGACUUUUAGGAAAAUGAUUGUGGAUUGUUUGCAAAAAGACCCCACCAAGAGGCCAACGGCUACAGAACUGCUGAAACAUCCGUUCUUCAAAAAAGCGAAGGAUCGAAAGUACCUGACGCAAACUCUAGUCGCUAUCGGCCCUAGCAUGGAGACUAGAGUGUCCAAGGCGAGUAAAAGACAGCCUGGCACGUCGGGACGUCUCCAUCGUACUGUGACUGGUGAAUGGGUAUGGAGUGAGGAGGAGGAGGAAGGGUUCAAUGAACCCCAAGAGUUGGUGGAGACUGAACCAGUAGAGGAUGUGCGGCCAAUGAACGAGCUGGCCCGUGCUGACUCCAGCGGCAGCGCCAGCGAUGAAGAGGUUCCAGAUAAUACCCAGGAAUUUGAGGCGGACGCUGCUGUUAUAAAUCUCGUGCUAAGAUUGAGGAACUCCCGUCGUGAGUUGAAUGAUAUCCGUUUCGAGUACAUCAAGGGAAAGGACACUGCGGAAGGAAUUGCUUCGGAGUUGGUUGGCGCCGGUCUAGUGGAUCCCCACGACUCUGUCCCCAUCUCCGUCAACCUGGCCAAACUACUAGAAUCACAGAAUGAACAAACGCCGCCCAAAAUUGUUACAUUCCAUUUGAAUUCGGUGGGACCUAACGAGGAGUUUGACGACAAGACAUUGGUAGGAUUCGCGCAGAUAUCUAUCGUAAAUUAAACUAGCAGGGUUGUACCAUGUGAUGUUAGCGAGCGGCUAGAGUAGCGUUGUACUUGAAGAUUAUGGUGCUAGCAGGUCUGAGUAUAAAAUACUAUAGGUAAAGUUUUAUUUUUUCCAUUUUAAAUUGUAAUUUAACUUACACGUUUUCACUGUCAUUGGCCAUUUACUACACGCAUCGAGCCAAAGAUCAUUAGCCUUACACUACGUUAAGCGGUACUUAGCGUAAAUUAUUUUGUAAAAAUAUAUUUCGUUUAUAAUUUCACGUGUUCAUGCAUUAUAAAAUUAUGCGAACUUUGUGUGAACAGUUGUGUUGUUAAAUAAUUUCUAGUGGCUGCGAUAAAAAAUACGUGGAAUUAGUUCACUAUUAUUAUUAUUAGGUGAUAUGAAGUUCUAUAAUGUAAUAUGAAAGAAAUAACAGCACUUAAAAAGUAAUUGCACUUUCACUCUAUAUACUUUCUGGUUUGUUUGUUCGUAGUAAAAAUAAUAAGAACUGAAGUAAUCUAGUGAUUUUAAAUUCUUAAAUAUUUUAUUACGUUAUAUAUUUUCUUUACAUUUUUAUAUCCUCACGUAAUUUAAAAUAAAUUUAAAGUGCAUAAACACCUACACUAAGCCAUCGGUCUUACCUCAAAUUAUAAAUUAUAUGUAUUGAAAACAUAAUGUCGCAGUAAGCUUAAAACCAGAAUAUUUAGAAUCUUGAAAUUAAUCCCUAAUAAUGCAGUUUUUGGAGUUGAGUGAUCUGAACAGAAUCUACUUGAGUAAUUUGACAAUUUUACUGCGAUAGAUACAAGGUGUAAAAGGUAAAAUAUCGCGCAAUAUUCCAAAACAUUUGUUUCAGGACAUUUGUGUAAACAAGAGAAACUAAGUCGGAAAUGAUUCGGGCGGCCUUUUUGUAUUAUAUUAACGAAGCUUGAUGCUGAUAUACAUACGUAAUUAUUUUGAUACGUAAAUAAUUGUAUUAUAAUUUAUUUAUUUAGGCAAAAAAUAUAUAUAUGUAUAAAUUUUCACGAAAUUCUAUACACACAAUUCGUGUCGAAUGUAACUGAAUGUAGUUGCGGGUUAAAGAGAGAAUUUACAUAAUUAAUAGUACAAAAGAACCAAGCAGUCUCUCGUUUUAAAAUUGUGUAUCUGUUUUAACGUGACGGUUGAAUAUUUCUGAUAAAAUCUCAUGAAUUAAGUAGGUUAAAAAUGUUUUUUGUUAGUCCAAGUUCUGGAAGGAUAUUUGGAAUUUUUAAUUUAAGAAUUCGAUUGGCGUAGCGGCAUGGCAGUUGAAGUACGACUAUUUAGAGCCUAUAUUUGUAUAAUAUAACAUUUUUUGUGAUCUGACUUUGUAUUUGUCGUAGUAUACAGAGUGGCCUAAAGGGCGAAAAAAAAAACUGAAACCGAAUGGUUCACUUUUACCUGUAUUGGGCCACCCUGUAUGUUGUAAGUCUUAUUAAUAUUCUUGCAUUUAAUAGCUGAUGAAUUAAGCACUAGCAACAUGAAUUCUAUACAUAACUAAUGAUGGUAUUACUGAAAAGUAUGUUUAUUAUGUAGUUACACCUUAUAUCUUUAACAAUUACCUAUUUAAGUUACUUUUUAUUUUUAUAUUAAUAAAAGUAAUAUAGAAGAUAAAUAGUAUAUUCUGUUUUUAUAGAGUGGUCCAAGUUUAAGAGCCAACAAAUAUUUUUACAUUUUCUCUUAAGUUCGUAGACAAAAGAAGAACAAUACCUAAUAUCAGCUUAAGUUCUUAUAAUUUGCCUAGUAGACGCGUGUUUGUUAUAUUUGCUAAUAGUUUUGGUGUUAGUUAUUACUUUGGGUAAAUUCUAUAGUUACAGAAUAUAAAUUAAAUAAGUUUUAUAAUUGUUUAAGUGAGAGUCAUAUUGCCGUCAAUCUUAUGAACAAUUCUUAGUUGUAGAUGAAACAUCAUGAUUCAUAUUUAGACUAAUAGAUUAUAGUUAUAUACUUAUGCUAAAGCAUGACUGUAUUCGUAGGUAUUAUUCCUGUUUAGAAAUAUUAUGAUAUAUUAAAUUGAAACAAAAUGUUCAAUAUUUAAAACUUUCAAAUGUUCGAACUCGAAAUACAGUUACGAUCAGUGAUCGGGAAGCUAUUAUAUGGUUAGAUAGACGAUAAACAUGUUCAUAGUAUUAAAUUCACUUGUACAGGGUCUCUACAUAUUUCUAAACAGGUUUUACACUUUAACUUGUAAGCUUUGUGGGUAUAUGUUUGUAAGGCUGGCCUAACAUAUUUAAAUAUUAUAUUAUAUAUAGUUUACAUAUAAUUAUUGUAAGUAGCGCUGAAUAGCUGUAGUUAGAAACUGAAAGCAUUUGAUACACAGAUCAAAUUAAAUAAUAUAAACCAUAACGGUGUUGAUUCCAGAAUUCCGGAUAAGAAAAUAGGUAUAACUUGUAAUACAAUUAGGAGGUGUUUGCUGGGAUCAGUAUCACUGCAUCGUGUAACACUGAACUUGCGUGAUAGAUGUGUGUAUGUUACUAGCCAAAUUAAUGACAAAUUUGUAUUAUCGUAGAUCAAACUAAUAGAGAAGUGGUUUGGACCAACCAGCAUUAUUUAAAUUACUAGUUGUCUUCGAUUUAGUGUAGAGUUUGAAAGGGAUAAGAGCAAAUCGGUACUUGAAAACUAUGUUAUCGUGGAACACUACUUGGUUAUUCUUCAGCUAAGUACACCUGUUAAUCAUAUUUUUUUUUGUGUGAAAUGAUACCUACUAGUAGUAUUUUAAUCUGAAACUCUUCUUUGGGUGGUAACAUGUACAUUCUCUCGCGUUAGAGGCGCAGAAAGUUGUUUCAAUUAUGAAUUUGUAAUAAUUAUCACAUUUGCAUUAGACUUAAUUGACCAUUAUUAAAUGGGUUAAGUCCUUCAAAGAGACAUGUUCGUCAAAUGUUUGAAACAUUUAAUUUUAACUUUUUUUAACUUUUUGCAAACUUUAAUCUUCUAGAAUGAGUUUUUGUCUUGUUUAUAUGUCUUUAGCGAGAUAGGAUAUUUAUUACCAAAAUAGGUCAUUUUCAGGGCCUACCGCGAAUUGGAAAUACGUCUAUGUCUUUGUUUACUUAACCGUAUAACGCACAGUUUCUUUUUAUUUGGUACUUUCCUUAGCACAAAUGAGAAAUACGUGAGCGGCACGGGUGAGUGCGAACUUUUUCAUGUAAUGUAAUAAUAUUGUUUUAAAAGGUUAAUUGAUUUCAUUAUCACAUUACACUAUGACGCCAGUUUCGUUACCAGUAAAUUUACUUAAAGUGUUUAUGAUCUUAAAUUAUAUCCUAACCUAUAAUAUCAUCAUUCCUAAUUUAAGAGCCACGCUCUUGUCGGUGUGUAGCAGUAUCCGUGUUACUUUUUAGGGAAAAAUAGGGCCGUGGUUUCCCUCUUGCCUUCCGCCACGUAGUACUCUGACGCGAGUGGGAUGGCGCCCAGAGUAAUCUAUUUCAAAGCCGUACUAGGACUCCUAUUCUCCGCCUCUGAAAGACCUAUAAUAUAAAUAUUAUAUUUAUGUAUUGGCAAAUUCUUAAACUUCAGUUCAUAUACAUUGAACUAAGGAAAAUUGAAGACGAAGACUUCGUCUAUGCCAUAAGUAACCAUCAUACUACAUCAGGAUGGUGUAGUAGUAUGUAAGAGUGUUUUAAUAACAAAAGUAUAAAGAGUAUGGUUCAAAUGGUCUGUCCAUACAACAUAUCUUAAGACAUUAAAGUUGUGUUUUAUUCAUAUCAAGCAAACAAUAUUAGCCUUUAUGUAUAACUUAAAUGUACGUUACCUACAGACGUUUCUUCAUUAUUAUCUACUAGAAAGAUCGCAUUGAUAAUACGAGUAUUUUAGUAGUAGGAAGGUUAAAGUCAUGAAAUAGUUUACUAAUAAAGAUACACUCUUGGCCUCGUUAUUGUACCUAUAAAUAACAAUUGCUCCGUGACUUUCACCCUGCAGAUAGUAGGUUUAUAAAACAAUAAAAUUAUAACCUCAACGUAAUACUCAAUGUAUUAUUGAUUUUGUAAUAAUUAUAGCUUCCCUAUUCAGCCAUUACGUACCUAAAAUUUUGAUAAUCGUUUCGAUUUUCAUGCUUCUUUUUCAUCCAUCAACCAACCAACCUUAUUUACUAGUAGUGCCGUAAUAAAUCAUACUCACAUAUAAUAAAUUUCCUCGGCUGCCCACGCUGCGCUUCCCGGUCCCUGGUCGCCACUCGGGGCCCCACUGGCCUUCCGUUCUAAGUUGUGGCGACCCUUGGGGGAGGCCUAUGUCUAGCAGUGGACAAUUUCCGGCUGAUGAUGAUGAUGAUAAUACAUUCACCUUUCACAUCAUAAGAUAUCCAGAAAAGAAAGCAAUAGAAAGAAAUAGGAAGUCGGGUUGAAAGGUCUAUUUUUCUCGGGAUCUAGGUGAUCAUUUUUUUAUAAUUAUGUAACACCUUCGAGGGUUUUGGGUGGACGUGAAACCCGACGCAUGGAAAUUGGUAGUUUCAUUUACAUGGCAGUCGUAAAUAUUUUGCAAACAUUUACUUGAUUAGGGCUUUGUGACUUGAUUUUUUUUAGGGAGUUGUAUUUGCAAUUAAAAUGAAUACAAUGUUUAUUUCAAGCUAAUAAGUCUACUUGAAGUUUAUUCUUCCUCCUGUUAUGAUUACGAUGUGUUGUACUUAGGGAAACGAUUCCGUUGUUUUUUUUAGAUUCUUGAUUUCGCACCAUGAUGAUAAAAAGUAAAGCAUGCUGCUGCUACGCAUGCUGCGUGGUCUGGGAACUAAAAAGUAAGACAGAGUACUUAUGAAAUUCAUGCUCUACUAUUGUAUAUUUUUUUAACAUCCAAAUCAAUACUUUGUCUUAUAAUACGUUUGUAAAAUUAUGGUCAGGAUUGCUAAAUUUUUGUACAGGAUUUAUACAGGAUGGUCUAAAGGUUCACGUUGAAAAGGAAAAACUAGAUACAGGGGCCCAUUGGCUACUAGAAACACCCCCAUGUAUGCUCAGCGAUUAUUUACGGAUUAGAAGAUAUGAUGCGUUUUGUACCUUUUUCAAGAUUUUCUUUGAUUGGGCUGUUUUUAUUUUUUCAGCUAGUGGAUUAGGUAUGCUCGCACUAAUAUCUCCUUAUAGGUAUCGCUGAACAUACAUGUGGGUAUUUCUGGUAGCUAAUGAGCUCCUUCAUCUAAUUUUUCAUUUUGAACGUAACCUCUGGGCUAUCCAGUAUAUUUAGAUAGAUUUUAAUUUUAUUAUGGAAGGUUGCAUCUGAUUUUGUGUUAGGUUAGCAUAUUUAGUCGUUAGGUAAAUUUUGUAGUAUUUUAGUUUAAAUGCGCGGUAGAAGGAGCUACGUUUUUAUCAAAAAAAUAAUCGUCACCUGAGUAUCUGUGGGUGUAUAAACCCUAUUUUUAUUCCGCGACCCGCUUAUUUUUUAUUAAUCCGAGUUUGUCGAAAAGUCGAGUUUUUUUACAGAAACGAAUGUUAAUUUGUCCCUUCAGCCCGAAAGGAAAACCAACGACGACGUACUUACUAAAGUAACUCUAGCUUAGUUAUCAAAAAAUAAAGAACGUAAAAAUUGUGAUACGUGUGUGAAUAAAGCAGCAAAUCCUCUUGAUUACUCGUAAUAUCUUCUAGAAUUUUUUAUACCUGGUGAAAUCCCAAGAGCACAUCAGUUUGAUAAACAUGAAGUCGGAGGUUAUCGGAAUCAUUAUCAUGUAAGUAUGAGAAGUCCAAAAGGACACGUAACGUAACUACACAAGUAUUAUAUUUAUUUGUUAAAUAUUUUUUUCGUAAAUUCCGACAAUUGAUAGUGUAGAAAAAUAGGUUACUCGUGCAAAGGGCAUGUUAUACCAUAGUUGGUUAUAGUAACAUAAAAUAUCAGCAUAGCGUCACGCCUCGGAGGUGUAGGUAGGGGUGUGUAUGUUACACCCACUGCACUGAUCGCCAGCUAUAUUAAGUCCCAUGUAGUCGUUUAUAAUAGUUGUAAGAAUAAAAAUAACUUUGGGUUUUCAGGCAUGUUUCGAUGCCCUGUCAUUUCUAUGGAGAGUAGAGUUAAUUUGUUCUAUUAUCUAUUACUUCCGCAGACCGUCGAUCUUAUGCAGUGUAGUAUUACUAUGGCAAGUUCAUCAAGUGUGCCUAAAAUAAUACCUAGUUAUAUAGCUUUAUGCAGUAGUAGCAAAUUACGAAACAGAAUCACUAAUAAUUUCUUGUUGAAGCCUAUUUCGUAGUUUUUGUUAAUUAUUGUCCAUAGUUAGCUAGUUUUUGUAGACGUGAUAGUUAUUGUACAACACAAACUGUAAUUAUUAUUAACGCUAUAGAGCCAGAAACAUUUUUUUUUGUGGAAAAAGAAAGCUCUUGUCAAUUUAAGUAUUCAUUUUUACAUGCAUCUCCCGUGCAGUCUUUACGGUAGUAAUCUAAGUUUACAACACUAAGCAUAGUUUUAUCCAAAUUAGUUAUUGUUGAAAAGUAAUAGAAUGCAACAGGUUUGCAUUAUGUAGUAUUUUUUAUGUUGUAAUUUAUAUUCUAGUGUUACUAUAUUAUAUGCUAUUUAUAUAGCGUUAUAAAUAUCGGUCCAGCAUUUAGAAAACUGACCUAUGUGUGCCUUGCUAUCUGCUUAGACUGUGUACAGAUGUAGAUUUAUACAACUACCACACUUAUUAAUAUACGGUCCUGUUUAGGUAACAAACAAUCCGUUUUAAAUAUAAUCAAAUAAUCUUAAAAUGAAACAUGAACUGAUAGAUUAACCUAACCCUUCAAUGACGAUCGGCCACUUGUGCAAAAACAGUUUCUGUAUAUUAUAACAAAUUUUAUAAUUGUUAUAAUAUUCUAGAUAGGACCUAAACCGUAAUGUUACUAAUGGAAUAACAGACUCCUUCGCGCUUUAUAAUAAUUAUAAAAAAUAGAUUGAAAACACGAAAUUACUAUGCAAUUUGUAUGAAAAAGCAACCCGUCAUAGAAAAGCGUGACAAAAUGUCGCACUUACUAUUACAUUUUUCUUUAUUUAAAAAAUGAAAAGUUUUUUGUCACCUUUAGAUGUGUCUUUAUUUAAUAAUCAGAAUUUCAUAUCUAUCUUUUUAUCUUUGACUUAGGAAACUACCCAAUCGUAAACACUACGCAUUAUGAUGUUAAUAUUUUCAUGGCAAUACAAUGUACUGGGGGGUUAAAAAGAAUUCCUCUAAAAAGCAAUAUUGCUGUUUGAUAUUUGUUGGCAUUGCGCACUUACUUUUAUAUGCGUAAAUGUCAAAUUGCAAUAUUGCUUUUUUAGAUGAAUUGCUUCGAUAUGGCCUUUUUCACCCCCUUAGGCGUUCCUAACUAUAUUGUAUCCUAGUAUUGAAAUGUAUUAAGUUAUGAGCUUGUUCUCCAUAGAAGACUGUACUAAGUUCUAAUGUAACUUUCGUUUCCUGCUUGUCUAUUAGUAAUAAUUUCAUUUUAAUACCCAUUUUAACUAUGAAACAUAUACGUAAUGUAAAAAUUCAUUUAAAUUACAUUUUAUCCAUUCUACUUUUAUAUUUCUUAGCUGUACAUUCCUUUAACCUAGCACUUUAGGAAAUACUAAAACUAGUAAAAGGGAACCUUUUUAAGGAAAUGAAUUUAAAUUAUAUUGUAUUUGGUUGAAGCCCCUGACUAUACAAAUUUCCACAUUCUAGUUUGAUGUGUUGUUAUUUUAAAAUUUUCAUAUUGCAUUGUAUGUGUAUUACGUGUAACUAUGAUAAAAAUACGAGUGAAUUGACCGAAUUUGUUAUUAAAUAAAAAUAAUGUACAGUAUGCUGUUUGA